GCGCGUGUGCGCGCGCGCGGACCGGGAUCUGAGAUUUUUGGGUGGUGGCUGUUUGUUUUACUGGAACAGCGGCAGCGGUAAAUGCUCUGGAAUGCGUUCGCCCAGCUAACUUUAUUCAGUCGGGUUUGAGCGGAAUUUCACAUUUCCUUUCGACUUCUGUCGACUCUUCUUUCGCGCGUGUUGAAUUUCGAGGACUGGAUACCUCGGUCGGAGCAGCUUUUAUCGAUUCGUUCACAGAGAGAGCUAACGGGGAUAGCGUGCUAAGUGAACACCGAUGCAGGCCAUAAAGUGUGUGGUGGUCGGGGACGGGGCUGUGGGAAAAACAUGCCUUCUGAUCAGCUACACCACCAAUGCUUUUCCCGGGGAAUACAUCCCCACCGUAUUUGAUAAUUAUUCUGCUAAUGUGAUGGUCGAUGGAAAGCCGGUGAACCUGGGACUGUGGGAUACAGCAGGGCAAGAGGAUUACGACAGGCUUCGGCCGCUCUCCUACCCUCAGACGGACGUGUUCUUGAUUUGCUUCUCUCUCGUGAGUCCAGCUUCAUUCGAGAACGUCCGUGCGAAGUGGUAUCCGGAGGUCAGACAUCAUUGUCCUAACACCCCGAUAAUUCUGGUUGGGACUAAGCUUGACCUGAGAGACGACAAGGACACUAUAGAAAAGUUGAAAGAGAAGAAACUCACACCCAUCACCUACCCUCAAGGGCUUGCUAUGGCCAAAGAAAUAGGAGCUGUGAAGUACCUGGAAUGCUCAGCCUUAACGCAACGCGGCCUUAAGACGGUGUUCGAUGAAGCCAUCCGUGCGGUCCUGUGUCCGCCGCCAGUCAAGAAAGGGAAGAGGAGGUGUUUUGUCCUCUGAACUGACUGUACUCACACGCACCAGCUGCAAUUUGAGCUCACCUGAGAGGGAAACAGUGGAGGCGGGGAUGAUGGGAAAUGGGUCUCGGGGAUGAAGAAAGAGUCUGCACAGUAUAUGUGUACAGAUAUUUCUCCCUCUUGCGUUGUAUUUAGAAUUGCGCCACUAACUAGCUGUUAAGAUGCCAGAUUAUUUGUUUCCGAGAUAUGAGUGGCAUCCAUAGUUGUUCUCCUUCCCGUACACUAAGGAAUUCCUGCUGCCUUCUAAUGAUCUCCUUUAUUUCCCCCUCAUUUUGAUGAACUAAAUACUCCUAUACUCUAUGUGAGCCCAUAUGUUUUGUUUACAAUCUGCGUUUUUGUAGAAAAUGAAUUAUUGCCAAACGUUAAACCCACACGGAUUUCAGUUUGCUCACACUAACGGUCUAAUUUUUCCUAAUGGGCGGGGGGGGGUGUUAAUCACGCAUACUUGUAAGAGACAGAGAUUGCAGUAAUAUCGAAGGAACUAUUUUUCAAGAGGACAGCUGAAGUAAACACUUUAUUUUUUUGGUUCCUGUGUUAAUGUUUUCAUGCUAGAGAGUUUAUUUUGUUUGACUGUAUAAGAAACAAACUUGGUUACAAUGCAUAUAACGGCUUUUUGUCAGCAUACAGCAUAUUUUCACUACUGUAUCUGAAUAUUCAGAAGGACAGAUCUCGUUUAAUCUCUCUGUAUUUUAGUCAGUCUUUUGGAGGAGUCUGACAGUGUUUUAUCCAUUUUACUGUCCCAGUAUUGUAUUUAGACUACAGAUCUACCAGUGCCUAGUAUCAGACCAGGGUUUCAUUGCAACUGAGCGUGUCAGAAGUUUCUGUACUGUAGACUCCACAACACUAUGGCAUGGGGUUCAUAUUCUUGAAAGAUCCCCUUAAAGACUGUUAUAUACGUAUAAACAGUUUGUUGUAAUGGUACAUUAAGUAUUAUACUUAUAAUUGGACAUGGUUCAAGACAAAACGGUUGGAAUUUGCCACAUGGAAUGUUUAAUUUUGACAGAUCUGUAACUUUUUAAAACGCUUUAUUCAUGCUUUUGUCUCCACUAAAGCUACAGUGCAUUAACCUUUAUGUCUGAAAAUAGAAACCAAAUAUAAACACA
Messenger RNA from Puntigrus tetrazona (Sumatra barb), 1973 nucleotides. It is a transcript of the gene rac1a, whose product is annotated as Rac family small GTPase 1a. The record is from RefSeq and is a predicted model, not a curated record. The coding region runs from base 275 to 853 and encodes 192 amino acids. Gene Ontology annotation, biological process: cortical cytoskeleton organization; motor neuron axon guidance; regulation of actin cytoskeleton organization. Gene Ontology annotation, molecular function: GTPase activity; protein kinase binding; GTP binding. Lineage: Eukaryota; Metazoa; Chordata; Actinopteri; Cypriniformes; Cyprinidae. The transcript has 6 exons. Gene Ontology annotation, cellular component: cytoskeleton; cell cortex; dendritic spine.